UCAUCUUAGCUUGGCAUAAACACAGAGCAGAACACUGCACUUCUGCACCCACACAAACGUAGAGUACUAGACGCUGACGGACAGGAAUGGAAUCUGCCGUGCAGUUGCCGCGGUACGUCGUCUUCGACCUCUCGGCCGGCGCCGGCCUCCGGUGCUUCAGCGCCGCUCCGGCCGUGGAGCACGUCGGCGUUCCGUUCCGCACCCAGACUCUGGGCUUGGAGACGCUUCACCGGACACGGCUUUCUCGCGCCGACGACCUCGCCGCUCACCGGCCGAUCGAGCAAGCUGGCACGGCGAUGAACAGCUGCGAUCGUGUUCAGAUCAGUGAUCCCGACACCGUGUCGGACGCGGGCACGUCGGGUGUUCAGGCUGCCGAGGAGUCCGAGGACGAAGCGGAUAGCUUCGAUGAGCUGUUCUUCCAAGAGGGCUUUGCGAGGAAGAUCGAUGCGUUGGCUCAGCUAGUGGGUAUGGAGGGCGCCUACAAGCCAGCGGCUGUGCUGGGUGAGGUUGUCAGGGUGCUCCAGGCGGCCGAUAGGAGGAAGUGUUCUUUACGUGCAAAUACGGCUGUUUGAUGUGUACCUAUUACCGAACAAUGCUUGAUAUAAAUAGUUUUUCUUUGUUUUGCUUCUC
Molecule: messenger RNA, 630 nt
Organism: Setaria italica (foxtail millet)
Lineage: Eukaryota; Viridiplantae; Streptophyta; Magnoliopsida; Poales; Poaceae
Exons: 2
Coding region: 87-572 (161 amino acids)
Source: RefSeq, a predicted model, not a curated record